AUGUUGGAAUGUAUACCUCGAGAGAAGAUUUGGAACCCUCUCAUUACCACAGGACAUUGUAUCGACCUCAAACCCACAAUUAUUGCGACAGGCAUCUUCAACAUUGUAUCCGACUUCAUGAUCUUAGCGCUUCCUAUGGUUCCCAUCUAUAAGCUUCAGCGACCAUUCAAAAAGAAGUUGAGACCUAUUGCCGUAUUCGCUGCAGGUAUUUGUGCCUGCAUCGUGUCAAUUGUGCGAACAUAUUACAGUUUCGUGGUGCUUGAAUCACUCGAUAAUACAUACGUUAUGAUGCUGAAUGGCUUUUGGGCAUGGGCUGAGAUGACUAUCGGUAUUUUAAUUGCAUGCCUUCCAAUUAUGCCACGCUUUUUCGAUGAGAUCAGUAGUCAAUGUUCCAAAACAAUCGACGCUUCUUUCAGCAGCAUAAGAUCUAAAGUUCUCUACCGAUGGAGCGGCAGCAAGAUGGAUGUCUCUAACCGCCGUCCUCCGCUUGAAGGUCAUGAAGAGCUUGUAGCUGAAAAAGGAUCCCAGGCUUCGCAAUCAAGUCAUGAUACCACACCUGAUCUUGCCUACACACCUCGGCUGUUAACACCUCCAAUCCCGAAGAUCAGCACCGGGCAUUCAAUCGCAUUCAACGGAAGACAAAAGGGACAACGGACGUGGGACGAUGAUAGAGAUGUUACAUGUUAUGGGCUUCGGGGUCAGUGGUCGGAAGUCUGA
Messenger RNA from Bacidia gigantensis, 717 nucleotides. RefSeq lists its product as uncharacterized. The transcript has 2 exons. The record is from RefSeq and is a predicted model, not a curated record. The coding region runs from base 1 to 717 and encodes 238 amino acids. Lineage: Eukaryota; Fungi; Ascomycota; Lecanoromycetes; Lecanorales; Ramalinaceae.